GUGGAUGUCCCUGAUGAGUCACAGACCCUGGCGAAUGCUCCCGGAAGAAGGCGCUUCUCCCGACCCUUCCACCGCCCUGGAGAGCCCAGCCGGCCGGGGGGAUGCAGGCAGCCCACGGAGCCCGGCGGCCCCCUCAGCGCUGAGGGGCGCCCCUCCGGCGUUUCCGUCCGGACUCCCAGCUUCUCCCCAGGAUGUCCUGCAACCGCACGUCCGCGGAGACGUUUGAAUCCCUGCCGUCCAACGGGAGCCACGCGUGGGAGGCGGCGGCGGCGCCGCUCCGGGGGUGCCUGGCCGGCCUCCUGGUGCUGAUGAUCGCGGUGGGCUUCCUCGGCAACUCCGUGGUCUGCGUCAUCGUGUACCAGCGGCCGGCCAUGCGCUCCGCCAUCAACCUGCUGCUGGCCACGCUGGCCUUCUCGGACAUCAUGCUGUCGCUGUGCUGCAUGCCCUUCGCGGCCGCCACGCUGGUCACCGUGCGCUGGCGCUUCGGCGACUCCUUCUGCCGGCUCUCGGCCGCGCUCUACUGGUUCUUCGUCCUGGAGGGCGUGGCCGCCCUGCUCAUCAUCAGCGUGGACCGCUUCCUCAUCAUCGCCCAGCGCCAGGACCGGCUGACCCCGCGGCGGGCCAAGGCGAUCAUCGCCGCGUCCUGGGCGCUGUCCUUCUGCGUGUCGGCGCCCUCGCUGGCCGGCUGGACCCUGGUGGAGGUGCCCGCGCGGGCCCCCCAGUGCGUGCUGGGCUACACCGAGCUCCCGGCCGGCCGCGCCUACGUGGUGACGCUGGUGGUGACCGCCUUCUUCGCGCCCUUCGGCGUCAUGCUGGGCUCCUACCUGGGCAUUCUGCAUGCCGUGCGCAAGAACGCGGUCCGUGUGCGCAACCAGUCCGACACCCUGGACCUGCGGCAGCUCGCCAGGGCCGGCCUGCGGCGGCGCCAACGGCAGCAGCAGGUCAGCUUGGACUUAAGUUUCAAAACCAAGGCCUUCACCACCAUCCUCAUCCUCUUCGUGGGCUUCUCCCUGUGCUGGCUGCCGCACGCCGUCUACAGCCUCCUGUCCGUGUUCAGCAGGCGGUUCUACUGCAGCCCCUCCUUCUACACCACCAGCUCCUGCGUCCUGUGGCUCGGCUACAUCAAGUCUGUCUUCAACCCCAUCGUCUACUGCUGGAGGAUCAAAAAGUUCCGCGAGGCCUGCAUAGAGCUGCUGCCCCAGACCUUCCAGAUCCUCCCCAGAGUGCCUGAGCGCAUCCGAAGGCGCGUCCAGCCCAGCACCAUCUACGCGUGGGGCAGAAAAGGCACAGUCCUUCUCUUGUAACUCAUCUUCUCAGCAAGUAUUUGAAGCGGCCUGCUUUCCAUCUCAGAAGUGGUCCGUGGGCUUAGUUUACACGUUUCCUCUGGACACGCUGAGGCUGUAGCCUCCCAAGCUGCCGCAUGGACUUCUGCGCUGGGCCUGCUGGCAGGGGCCGGACAGACACCGACCUGCCCGCAGGUCCCCGUUGAUCUCUGUGCUCCUCCUACCUCAUUCCUCUGCUGUCCUCUGGGCCACCCGCCCGGGGCCUUGGUCCUCCGAGCCCAGGCAGGACCGGGGCCCUGGGAGCGAGGCUGCCGACAGGGAACUUGGCUGCUUGCGCUGUGCCCUUGGCCGCCUGGCCCAGGUCACCCAUUACUCCAGAGCUUCUGACGUGGGGUCGGUUUUCCAGAGUUUGAGGCACACCACUGAGUCCAUGCAGCUCUUUUUACAGUUUCAGAUCUGAAGAGACUGGGAAAUUGAAGGAGAAAUUCAGGAAAUCUGAACCCAUGUCUUACUCUAACAGGAGCUAGUGUGUGACCUUGUUCACUUCACCUGACUUCUUGGGCCCGUUUUCCCGUUUACCAUGCGAAGAAGCAAGUCUAGAUGAUCUCCCAUGUCCCUCUCAUCUCUCAAACACUCAGAUUCUAAAAGAGCAUCUUGUCUGCUUGUAGUCACAGCUCCUCUGUAUUCCUUUAUUUCCCACACCAUGAGCCUUUAUUAAGUGCCUGCUAGACGCAAGGCACUGUGGGAGAAAGAGGGAAGAAUAAGGCCCGGGCUGUGCCCAAAGGCAGUGUCCAAUUUAUCUCAAGAUCAUUUUAACUCAAGCCUGGCCUGCGUAGCUCAGUGGUUGAGCAUCGACCUGUGAACCAGGAAGUCAUGGUUGGAUUCUGGUCAAGGCACAUGCCUGGGCUGUGGGCUCCAUCCCCAGUGGGGUACGUGCAGGAGGCAGCCGAUCCAUGAUUCUCUCUCAUCAUUGAUGUUUUUCUCUCCCUCUCCCUUCUCUGAAAUCAAUAAAAAUAUGUUUCUAAAAAAAUCAUUGCAACGCAAAUUCGGCCUAACGCAGAUGUUCCCUUUCAUUGCUCUUCUCGGUUCCUUUCCCAGGUUGCAGCAAGAGGCCAGCUCCUGUCCUCGCACUCGCUUCCCGUGGUGCUGGUGACAGGGGCAGGAAAGAGCGGGCAUUACAGAGAACAUAAUUUAUGUUAUUUAUAUUAUCUAAGCCCAGAGCAGGACUUGUUGUGAAAAUAAGUGAUACUUGUUCUCACUAACUUUACCCAGGUGCAGAGAGAAAGAUGGGCAGGUGGUGUGUGAUUGAGAUGGCCUGUCAGUUCUUGUCCCAAGUGCCCCCAGCAGGGUCAGGGUUUGCCUUUGGCUCCCGUCCAGUUCAGCCUUAGUGGGCCCAAAGCACAGCCAGCCCCCGAGGGACCAGGCCAGUGGUCACCUCCCCCUGGUGGGCGUUGAAGAAAAUGCUCCCCCAGAGCCUUGAGUAAAAGAGAAAUCACAAAACUGAAUGAAUGAAAGUACCAAAAUUCACACCUGUCAGUGUUACAUGAUGUAUGUUGAAAAGUAAUGUGUUUCAAACUAAUAAUUUUGUACAUAUUUUUAAAUAAAGUAUUAUUGCUCUU
Messenger RNA from Myotis myotis, 2902 nucleotides. RefSeq names its product G protein-coupled receptor 45 (gene GPR45). The record is from RefSeq and is a predicted model, not a curated record. Gene Ontology annotation, molecular function: G protein-coupled receptor activity. Bases 192 to 1304 code for a protein of 370 amino acids. Gene Ontology annotation, biological process: G protein-coupled receptor signaling pathway. Lineage: Eukaryota; Metazoa; Chordata; Mammalia; Chiroptera; Vespertilionidae. Gene Ontology annotation, cellular component: membrane. The transcript is spliced from 2 exons.